AUGCCAUGUUCACGGUUAGCAAAUUUUGAUUAUCGUCGGGAACGACAAAUCCGGGUCGCAAAAAUUCCUUUGACCAGACUACGCGACAGGCAAAAUCCUCUCGAGUGGUUUAAUGCUGUAGAGUUCAAGAUACGUUAUCAUAUGUACAAGGAGACUGCAAUUUUUAUUACUGAUCUUAUCAGUCAGGACUUAUCUUACCGAGUGCCUAGAGGUGUGUAUAUUCCACCCGUAAUUCAGUUCUUGACCGUUCUCCGAUUUUACGCCACGGGUAAUUUCCAAACGGAUAACGCCGACUUGCACCAAAUGUCACAGCCAACAAUAUCCAAUCUGGUGAAACGGGUUUCAAAAGCAAUUGCCAAACUUCGUGGUCGCCUUAUCCAUUUUCCAAGCUUCCAAGAGGCCGAUAAAGUGCAACAGGAGUUCUAUAAAAUUGCUGGAUUUCCGGGAGUAAUUGGGAGUAUCGAUUGCACACACAUACACAUUAUAUCUCCUGGUGGCGAUGACGCUGAGCUGUUUCGGAACCGGAAGGGUCGAUUUUCAGUAAAUGUACAAGCCACGUGCGACGCCUCGUUGUGUUUCACUAAUGUCGUCGCUCGAUGGUACGGCAGUGCCCAUGAUUCUAGGAUUUUUGAAAAUUCCCUGCUAUUUGAUGACUUGCAAAAUGGCCGAUCCCCAGGUCUGUUGGUGGGCGACGGAGGAUAUCCACUCCUCCCUUUCCUCCUGACCCCAUUUGAACCGCCAAGGACCCCGUCGGAAUAG
Messenger RNA from Folsomia candida, 759 nucleotides. RefSeq names its product putative nuclease HARBI1. Bases 1 to 759 code for a protein of 252 amino acids. The record is from RefSeq and is a predicted model, not a curated record. Lineage: Eukaryota; Metazoa; Arthropoda; Collembola; Entomobryomorpha; Isotomidae. The transcript is spliced from 2 exons.